AGACGCGCCAGAGCUAAGGGAUGGCUGAAGUUCUAGGCAACCAAGUGGUUGUGGGGGAACUCGGGGCGGGCGCGUCCCACCCCGUGAUGUGUGAAGGAGGGAACGCUGUCCCGUGGCUUGUGCUGGAUGUGAAAUCGGGAGCUGGCUAAAGGGGAGAACCGUCGGGCUGAAAAUGGCCCACAGAACCUGGUACAGAAUGAAGCUGAAGAAGUCCCCCGUGGCUGGAUGCUGCUUCUUGUUUGCCUUAUCCGUGGUCACACUUACUGGUUUCUCUCCAGCCCCACUCAGCAGCUACAAGGAGUCUGAUUUCCAGUUCCUGCCUAGGAAUGAGCCUCUUGAGAAAGCUGCUCGUGCCAAGCGUAUGUGGAAAAAUUCCACUGUCUCUGUUGCCCGGCAAGCAUGGCGCUUCAGCCACAGAAAAUGGCCCGGUCCUCAGGGGAGACUUAACUUAUCAAGUCCUGGUUCUUUUUGCAAGCAAAAGAGCAAACUGAGCACACAGGGUGGACAAAAUCUGCAGGAGUUAAAAGCAAGGAGGAAGAACAGCAGGCAGAUUAGAAAACCUAACACUGUGACAAAAGGCCCUGAAUGCAGAAGAAAAUUCCAACCUAAACACCAUCCCUCCCAGACUAACCACAGUAAGCGGAGGGAGUAUGAUGCCCCUUUUAGUUUAAACCAUGCUGGGAAAGAGCGUAGUUUCUCCCCACCUACAAUUGGGAAGGAGGUAGAUGGGAAACCACAAAGGCAGUUGGCUCCGUUGGCUCAUCCUUUGCAAGAGGCAGAGCCCGGAGCUCUUUUAUUUCAUAAAAAUGCUUCUGGAGGCCAGCUAGCUGUACCACAGGAACAAUGUAAACCAGAUGUACAGCCAGCUGGCGCUCAACACCAGCCCUCUGAUCUAAUCAAAGCUUUCAUCUCAGACAGGCAGUCCUCCCAGACUGUGACAGGCACUUGGAUGCAGAUGAGAAAUGCUCACUCUGCACAUCCACAUUUUUGGACCAGAGACCCAGAGGAGCUGCAGAAAUCCAACUGGUGCAAAGAGCCACAGGGCAAUGGCCAUCCAGGAAAACAGGAGGGGAAACUGAGGUUUGGUGAGAAAAGCCUUCCAUGGUUUACUCCAGAAGAUGUUGAGAAAAUGAAGCUUCUGACUAAUGGCACAGUUGUCAGCAAAGACAGAAUACCUGGCCAUGGGCAAAUACUCAGAGUUACCCUCUCCAACCAAGGUGUUCUCUCACAUGACCCUAGCAGCCUCUGUCUUGAUGGGCUGUGCGGAUUAAUCAAAAGGACCACUGACCUCUAUGAGGUCCUGGCUUUCCACUUGGACAGGGUGCUGGGGCUGCAUCGGAGUUUACCUGUGGUGGCCAGGAAAUUCAGCAGUCACCUGCUACCUUAUAAAUACACCGAUGGUGCCACUAGGCCCAUUGUAUGGUGGGCACCUGAUAUACAACACCUGAAUGAUUCCAAUAAUGACCAGAACUCAUUUGCUCUUGGAUGGCAGCAGUACCAGGAUCUGCUACGGCAACGGUGUGGCAUGAAAGAUUCUGGAACAUCUCUUGGGAAAGCACCAUGUUUGACUGUCCUGCAUUCAGAAUGGGCCAAAUUGGCACUCUUUGAUUUUCUCCUUCAGGUGCACGACCGCCUAGAUCGAUAUUGCUGUGGCUUUCAACCAGAUCCUUCUGAGCCCUGCGUUCAGGAAAUGCUCCAUGAGAAAUGUGGGAAUCCCACAGAACUGCUCUUGGUUCACAUCUUGAUCCGGAAGACCAAGCCUUCUCACUUAGUAUUUAUUGACAAUGCAGGCAGACCUCUCCAUCCAGACGCAAAACUUAAUUUCAGGAUGCUGGAAGGCAUAGAUGGGUUUCCUGCGACAGCUUUGACUAUACUCAAAUCAGGCUGUUUACAAAACCUGCUUUUACAAUCACUGUAUGUUGAUGAAGAAUUCUGGGAGACCCAUGGUGGAGAAAAAGGAGUUCAGGAUUGGGUUCAGGCCAUUGACAGGAGAGGGCAGAUCCUGCUUCAGUAUAUUCAGGAGCGGAAUUUGACAGCUGUUGAAGACUCCACACUUUAGACUCUGGUGUCAGGGGUGCUGCAUUCACCUGCUAUCCAAAAGAACU
Molecule: messenger RNA, 2105 nt
Organism: Varanus komodoensis (Komodo dragon)
Lineage: Eukaryota; Metazoa; Chordata; Lepidosauria; Squamata; Varanidae
Gene: GASK1A
Product: golgi associated kinase 1A
Exons: 5
Coding region: 173-2059 (628 amino acids)
Cellular component (GO): Golgi apparatus
Source: RefSeq, a predicted model, not a curated record